GAAAUCUAGCUAAAAUAUCUACGAAUUAGUCUAGUUCUUCUACAAAAAACAAUUUUUUAAUAUUCUGUUUUGGUUCAGAAACAAACCAUGUAGCGUCUCUCUGAUGUGUCAGAUUGUUUGCGACAGCAUUUCUGAAUUAAAUUAAUUAUUCUAUCGCAUUUAAUAAACAAGUCGAAUUUAAUACCUCAUCAGGGGCCUCUUCCUGUCUUAUGGCCGUGUUAAUAAACUGAAGAUAUGCAUUAUUAAACCUAUUUACUCUUCUUCUUAUUAUUAUUAUUCUUUUAAAUCGAAUGGUUAAGGAAACGCGAUAACGGUUUUUGAGAGGCCUCGAAGUUCCUGCUGUAAUACAGUGACUUUUGUUUGGACGUCAAGACAGUCGCAAACCAUUUGGUGGAAAUCAUCAUUCUCGACAAGUUUGGUCAUACCCGUCAUCACCGGUGAUGGUAACGCAUAAUGAUCAGAGUUUGCUUGCAUUUUGUUAAGUCACAAGUAGUAACGCGUUCGUGUUGUUAAAAAGACUACUUCGAGUCCUUUGCAGCUCGCGAAAAAAGUUUUGUGAGUUUUGGAUUGAUAUAAGUACACAUUGGGACUUCAACUGCGGAAAUGCUACUGUAGAAAAGGAUUUUCCGGACGUCCUACCAUGUGAACGGCCUCGCUAUAGUGAUAUGCCAGUGAGGAACAGUCCAAUAGGACACUGGCCUCACAGUAUGAGUUCCAUGCUAGCAUGUCUGGGUUGUACCAUCGGGCUUUUCAAUAUCAGCCGUUUCGCCAUCCUAUCAGUACAAUUUGGGGCUAACUUCAUCCUCCAAUUCUUCAUACUUUCAAUAAUAAUCGGCCUGCCGUUGUUUACACUCCAGUUAUGUCUCGGACAACAACUGGGAGCAGGUGUUAUAGACAUGUGGAGAAUUUCGCCCCUAUUUCAGGGAGUCGGGAUUGCUCUACUCGUUUCCCAAGCACUCAUAGGGUUGUACAGCAUCGUCGGAAUAUCUUGGAUGUUCGUGUUCUUUCGCGAUUCGUUUAUCACUAAAACUGAUCGGUACAGAUGGGCUGAACCAUUUAUCUAUUACAGAGAUGAUAUUAAGCAACCAAUAAAUGGAACGUUCAAAUUGUCGGAAACGGUUCCAGAUUAUUUCAGUGGCGUCGUUCUUCAGAGACACCAUUUAGCCGCUGGGAACGCCUAUUGCACAAUAAAAUUUCAAUUGGCCUUUAAUUUGGCCGUCGUUUGGAUGAUUGUCUUCGUUUCUUUAAGCAAAGGGCUUCGAUCCUACGGGAAGGUCAUCUACGUAUUUGUACUUCUUCCAGUCUUCGGCAUGUUCGUGGUUUGCGCCAAAAUGUUGGGCAUCAUGCCUUUUGAUCUCAUCUACAGUAUUUUUCCCGAAACAACAUGGAACGAAUUUUUUAUUAAUUCUAAGGUAAGUUGAUUCAUAAAGAAUGGGUUGAAGGAUUUCAAGGAAUCGAUAAAAUGGUUAGUAAAAGUAGUCUUAGCGAAACCAAGAAUAAGACUUCAUCAUCAUCAUAAGGUCGUCAGUCCUAAAACUGGUUGGAUACGCACCUCCAC
This is a messenger RNA of Agrilus planipennis (emerald ash borer), 1558 nucleotides long. Its product is annotated as sodium- and chloride-dependent GABA transporter 1-like. The transcript is spliced from 3 exons. Gene Ontology annotation, biological process: sodium ion transmembrane transport. Lineage: Eukaryota; Metazoa; Arthropoda; Insecta; Coleoptera; Buprestidae. The record is from RefSeq and is a predicted model, not a curated record. Gene Ontology annotation, cellular component: membrane. Bases 666 to 1421 code for a protein of 251 amino acids.